CAAUCCUUGCCCAGUACAAUCCAGUCCAGUCCCGUCCACGAAAAGUGCAGCCUAGCAAAUACUGGACCUCAAGGUGGUGGUUUACUGGUUUACUGAUUACUGGGCCAUCCGCCAGCAUAUGCGAUUGCUUCUGUGUCUCAUGGGAAGUAUCACUCGCCUUACACGACUACCCGCUAUCUCAUAUUGUGGGAGCCCCCCUCCCCUUUCUUGCGGUGCCGAAGGAUUGGGUGCGACAGAGGACAUUCUUAGAUUUCACACUUAUUUACUGUAUGUACACUGGACUAGCCCCCUCUCUUGCCAGUGCGUUCGCUGGUCUUUUCUUCGCUUUUUCUUUCGGGUGCCUAGCAAGAUCGACGCGCAAAGCAGCGGUCAAACCCCCCCCCCUCCCCUCAACCUCAACCCUUAAAGACGAUGAUGCUGUGGGUUUACGGUGUCGUUCGCUUCCCCUCUUGCUCGUGCUCGUGCAACAUGACUCUUGUCAUUGUAAGAAACUUUGAACACAUCGAUGUAUGAGUAUGGAUGGAUUCGCAUGAGAACCUUGUGAGAGAGAAUUAGAG
Messenger RNA from Aspergillus aculeatinus CBS 121060, 557 nucleotides. RefSeq lists its product as uncharacterized. The transcript has 2 exons. NCBI's taxonomy places the organism in Eukaryota, Fungi, Ascomycota, Eurotiomycetes, Eurotiales, Aspergillaceae. The record is from RefSeq and is a predicted model, not a curated record. Bases 119 to 406 code for a protein of 95 amino acids.